AACUGAUGGCCGUGACGUCACGCCAUCAUCACAAAACGGCAGCAAUCCAACGAGGCCAGCCACUACAGACGACACUGGCCAGCGCGCCAUCUCCAUCGACAGUGCAUCCUGGGUGUAUUGGGAUUGCAGAUGCGCUCAUUAUCACCGUGUCGUCGGCAUACGUGGACAGCAGCAUUGAUUCCCGUUCUGGAUGGAAGCCAGUGCUGUCCGGGAUGAGCUCACACGAAAAGUGCGUUCAGCCAGGUAGCUCUCCAGAAUGCAGUACAAAUUUAAAGGCAGCAGCUUCAUCAACUUGUACAGCAGCCCUUCAUGCCAUACUCGGUCAAAAGCUUCGGAAAUGUCCAGAAAAAUUGCCGAGCAAACUUGUUUUUUCUCAUACGCCUUGAGGAUAUAUUGAGUGACUCGAGCCAGCUGCUGCUCAGUGCCAUGCUCCCGCCGAAAUCCAAAUUGGUAAUUGGGUACGGCCUUGGCAAAAUUCUCCACCUCAAACAGUCUCGCCAUCAGCAAUUUUUCAAAGAUCUUUGAAAGGCCAGAUAAUAGACUGAUUGGCCGGUAGGAACACAUGUCUGCUGUGUUUUUGCCCGGCUUUAAAAUCAUUUUAAUCUGGGCAUGUUUCCACUGACUUGGAAAGUGGCCCAGUCUGA
This is a messenger RNA of Drosophila persimilis, 644 nucleotides long. RefSeq lists its product as uncharacterized. The transcript is spliced from 2 exons. Bases 6 to 386 code for a protein of 126 amino acids. The record is from RefSeq and is a predicted model, not a curated record. Lineage: Eukaryota; Metazoa; Arthropoda; Insecta; Diptera; Drosophilidae.